Molecule: messenger RNA, 1104 nt
Organism: Phytophthora sojae
Lineage: Eukaryota; Oomycota; Peronosporomycetes; Peronosporales; Peronosporaceae
Exons: 5
Coding region: 1-1104 (367 amino acids)
Biological process (GO): microtubule-based process
Cellular component (GO): dynein complex
Source: RefSeq, a predicted model, not a curated record
AUGGCAGGCAAGAGCAACGACAAGUUCUACAAGACGGUCGUGUUCGCCGAGGACAUGACGGACGCCAUGCUCGACAAGGCGCUGAGCACGGCGCGCGACGCCUUCCAGCUGCAAGUCACGUCGGAGAAGACCUUCUCCACCAUCGCCGAGUUCGUGCGCCGCAACAUGGAGAAGGAGUACGGCCGCGGCUGGAACUGCGUCGUGGGGUCCUCCUUCGGCGCCUACGUGACGCACGAGAUCAAGACCUACGUCUACUUCAGCGUGGCCUCGGGCGUCGCCCCCGCGGGCUUCCGCAGCCUCCAACUGCCCGUGGGCGCUUCAGGCGCGUCGCUCUCCGCCGUGGCGCCGACCUCCGUGGGCCCGGAGCAGCAGCCGCUGCUAUGUCUGCCGACCGCUUUCGGCUCCGUGGCCCGCGACUUCCGCCUGCAGUUCGCCAGCGCGCAGCUCACGCGUAGCUUCGCGCUCUUCGGCGUGGACCCGCGGCUGCCGGAGCGGGAGUUCGGCGGCCGACGACUCGAGCGUGACGCUGAGGAGGUGCUGCGCGCGGCCGACGCCCUGGAGCUGGAGCAGUUCUCGCUGCUGGGCUGCAGCCACGGCGCCAACGUGAGCGCCGUGCUGGCGGCCACGUACCCGGAGCGGGUGUCGCGACUGGUGCUCAUCAACGGCAACGCGUUCGUGAGCGACGAGGACUUGGAGGACAUGGAGGAGCACGAGGACGUGAACUCGUGGCCCCAGGAGAUGCGCGAGGCAGCCGAAGCCAAGUACGGCGCGGACCUGCAGGAAAAGUGGGCUGAGACGGUGGAGGCCCUGCGUCAAGUGGAGCGUGAGGACGGUGGCGACCUGUACUGCGGCCAACUGCCCUACAUCAAGUGCAAGACGUUGGUGGUGUCCGGUGCACAGGACACGUUCGUGCCGCCGUUCCACAGCGAGUACCUGAGCGAGCGCAUCAUGCACUCGCGCCUGGAAGUGAUGUCUGAGGGCGGCAACGACCUCGUGCGGUCCGAAGCUGAGCGCUUCAACGCUCUGCUGGAGUCCUUCCUGCUGGAGCCCGACGACAAGCUCACGCAGAGCCGCGAGUUCGUGGCUGUGCCCUCGAAGGCAUAA